AUGGAAACGCUGGAAGAAAUCUGGCGACGGUAUGAAGAGGCCAAGCGGGAGCUGCUGCACCGCGCGGGUAGGCACGAGAGCAACGGGGCGAUGAAGGCCCCAAGGGGGGAGAAGCACUACGUGGAAAAGACCGUCCUUCGUAGUUUGCAUCGGGUGAUUAGCAGUUACUGCAGUUUGGUGAUGGUGCACACGGGAGGCCGGCACCCACACGGAACGAAAAAAGGGAAGGGAGGACCAAAAAACGGCGAGAAACGGAGGAGCACAAAAAAUACCUGUGAGAACCGAUGGAUUGAGGGGGCAGCCAAUGAUGAGCUCGCCAGAAGGGUGGCAGAAAAAAGGGCCAUACAGCGUAGACACAUUGAGAGAGUAAAACGGUUUGUUAAAACUGACAGGUCGAUCGGGACCUUUGGCAAGUACGUAGAGAGGGUAUUUCGCUUCAGGGGGCGUGGCACGUACGAUGGGGGAAAAGAGCAGGUGGAUGGGUUCGCAGCGGGGGAGCGGCACACCGAGGAGGCACACCACGUGGAAAUUUCCCCCCCUGACGGGUACAAACGACUGCCAAAACGCAGAAUACAAAUAAGCCUAGAAAAGGACGUCCACUUCGGCCUCUUCCUCGGGGAAGUGGUUAACUUCCUGCAAGUGCUGCUGCAUAGGAAGUCUCCUCAUGAACAUGUGCAGGCGAAUUAUGUAAAGGAAAACCCGCCACGUGUGAGCAGCUUAACCAGUGAGGGUAGAAAAAAUUGGUGGAGCAGGAUGCUAAGCGAGGGGGGGAGGGCAAAUCUACUAGGAGCUCAAACUCCAGAUGUGAAGAAGCUACCUGCACAGAAGGGACGAGUUACCCCUUUUGCAGAGAACCCACAUGGUGGAGGCAAUUCGCGGAGGGAAACUUCCCAAAAAGGUGAAGAAAAACAUGAGGGCAACUCAAAUGGGGAAGAAAGAAGAAAGCGAAACAGAAAUGACCCUUUUGGAGAUCCCCCCGGGGGAGUGAAUACCCCACUUCCCCUAAUGGACAUGAGCAUGAGCAUGCAGUUGUGGAGUUCUCUCCUCGAUGGAAACCACCACCCGCAUAACUGUCUCAUACGAGGGGUAGAUCCCAAUUUGCUCUACGUCAUCGAUAGCGAUAGGGACUUGCUGAGGGUCCUUUUUUUCUUUAAAACGGUGCACUUGUUUGUAGCCUAUGUGUAUGUUACCAUCUGUCGCAGUGAAACGCUGCUUUCUUGCCUGUCUGUUUUUUGGGCCCUAAAUCGCAGCUUCCAUGGGACGUUCAAACUGUCGUCCACAGGGGCAACGGAAUGGAAAAACGCCUACGCGUUCUUCUGUGCGUUCGCCAGCAUGCUGAGGAGGGACAUCCUGCCCCCCGCUAGGGGGGGUAGCCAGGUUAGCGGUGGGAGCGAUGUUAUCCGCGGAAGCGAUGUUACCGGAGUGACCCAGCAGGAGGAAGCUAUACCCGAGGGGGAUACCCCCAAAGGGAUGCAUAACCACUGGGGAGGGAACUCACACCUUGUGCACUGCUUCGGGGGCCUCUGCUUCACAGCUGGCGGGGAAGCUUCCCCUGGGAGCCACCCACGGAGGGGUGCCCCCCCGGAAGGGCCAAACAGCCAGGCACACGGAAAAGGGAAAAGCAAGAAAGAACAAAUAGGAGCUCCACCAGACGGCCAGUACUGCUACUACGCAACGGUGAAAAAUGACGACGACAUUGACUCCGUGAAUUUAGCCAUGCAUGUAACCAACACGAGCAAGGAUAACAUACGUUUUUACAAAAGGUAUAUUCAAGAGCACAUCCAGAGGGGGUUCCUACGUGUGUAUAAGCUGAGCGAGACGAAGAAGAGGACCUAUUCAAGUGAAAAGAACAAGGAGGGAGGAAUUAGCCGCGCGUCAAUGUUUAAAAAUUAUGGCCAAUUGUUUAGAAAUUUUUUGCAAGAAAUUGUAUCAUAA
Messenger RNA from Plasmodium vivax (malaria parasite P. vivax), 1935 nucleotides. RefSeq lists its product as hypothetical. The record is from RefSeq and is a predicted model, not a curated record. The transcript has a single exon. Bases 1 to 1935 code for a protein of 644 amino acids. NCBI's taxonomy places the organism in Eukaryota, Apicomplexa, Aconoidasida, Haemosporida, Plasmodiidae.